AUGGUGGCUCCCAGAGAUUCAGCCAGCCCUUAUUUGUGGUCAGAGUUGUCCGUCGGCGCGGAGUAUCCGCAUCUACCUGUGAGCAUUCAUGAGUCGCUCAUCAACAUUGUUGAAGGCAAAACAAAAGUGUUAAUCCUGCAAAUCCCCUAUAUACAUUGGCUCCGGAAGAAGCUGAACAAAUCGGCAUUGACCGCUUCACGAGGUGAAGAUGGUGGAUCUACAGAAAGAAGACUCAUUGCUGGAAUCCAGGGCCUAAGGAAGAAAGCCAGCCCCAUGGACCCACUGGACAGAAGAUACACACUACAUCAGGAAGAGUGGGCCGUCUUUGGGAGUCGGAAGUGGAGACCCAGAGUGCUGUGCAAAUAUUUGCAGGACUUCGCCGAUGUUCUCUAUGCCAGGGGAUCAAUGAACGGAGUCACGGGACUCCAAUUAGCAGUGCUCCCCAAGGAACCCCUCAUCGGAGCCAGCUUCACAUUUUCCUUUCUUCUUUAUUUCCUUCUGGCAAAAAGACACCAAGUCAUAUAUUCUUUCGGGACGUACGUCUGGGUUGUCCAGUCGACAAAUGGACUGGCGCGGAAAAGGGAUGAGCACAGAGCGGAAUGGAUUUAUAAGCCAAGGGACCGGCAAGUUUCUCAUCCGCGAGAUCCCGGGAUUCUCGAAAUUAAUUUCAAUGCAAAGGACUUCUCUCAUUCACCAGUACUCACCUCGAAAAGGCUGCCGCGGUACUUGGGCGGGUCCCAGGCCAGGACUGAGACAUUCUGGUACAGCGGAGAGUUGAGGAAGUCGAACUUGGGUUUCGAUACUAUCUGCGAGUUGAUGACCCGGAAGGUCGUCUUGGUCCCGACGUCUUUCUCAAAUCCCGUCACUGGCGCACUUGCCGAUUUCGUGACCAAGGUUGGACCCCAGCAGAGACCCAGCGUUGGUGACAACUGCGCAAGAAUUGAAACGUUCUCCUUGCAGAAACUGGCCUUCCGGGAAGAAUUUCCCCAUGCCAGUCGUCUUGAACGGCUCGUCUUUUCUCCCCAGAGUCCGAAGCGUCACUUCGUUUUUCAGCUCACACAUCAGCCCGGCUAUCGACUUUCGCUCCGACAGCUUCAAUCGUUUUCCCAUUACUGCUCUUUUUCAGAUUUCGCAUCCGUGCAUUCAGUAUUGCCAUUUCAUCAAGCAGAAGAACGUGGAUCAAAGCAAAUGAUCUCACCCAUAGCGAUUGGUCUUGCCCCGCGCCUCUUGAAGCAAGGCAUUUCGAAGCUGCACCAGCAGCUGAGUCUUGUAGCUCUUUGCUCUGUCGACUGCCACGGCACUGCCGUUGCCACUCAUCGGCUCUUCCAAGAUGGCGAACUCCUCGCUGAACUGCAAGGGGAACAUCCGCGCAGCAGCUGCGGCGUCAAUGUCGUCCCACGCCCGCCCACGCGGCGGCGUGCGCUGCUUCCGCUCCGGUGCGUGGGUCUCUGCGUACUUCCAGUACUGCGCCCACAGGAUGUACACGUAGCACCACAUGCCGAGGAACAUGGUGUUGACAAACAUCCAGACGGACACGGCCGCCAAGCCGUAGGACUACAACCCGAGCGCGAAGGCGGCGGCGGGGGUGUCAGUGCUGAUGCGUCUAUUCCUCGUUGCAAGGAGAAGACAGCGCAUAAUAGCAAUGCCAGACGUCUUUUCCUUAGCUUGAAGGAAGAAUCGUUGCAGAUGCAAAGGAAUGCUUUCAAUUGCGUAGGAACAGGGUUCUCUUGGUGCUCGUCGGGUUUUAAAGCAGCCGCAGCUGUCGACUCUGAGAGAUCAUCAUCGAGCCCGAGCUUUUCAAUAUCCCGUCGUGUUGCUGCGACGCGGUGCUGCUUAAUCACGAGCCAGGCCUGGGAACAUUUGCACAGACCGGAAGAGCCGAGGGCAGCAAGAAUGGGUCGAAGGAAAUUAUCGGGGGGGAAAGGGAAAUCGAUGAAAACUCCUCCUGGCGUUGGACACUCCCGGAGGAUCAACUCCGGAAGCUGUUUCCCGGCAUCGACAGUGUCGAGGGCUUUGGUCCGACACGCCGCACCGCGUCAAGGGGAGAAAGAUACAAGUGACUUCUCACGCCGAGAAGAGUAUCGGGCGAGACGGACGAAAAAUUACGCACCCGAAGCCCGCAUCCUGCUCUCCAUGGAAAGCAAAUCUAAUUUAACAUCACACGACAUUGAUCUUUCAGCGAAAGUUUACUCUGUGCCCGGAGUCCAACCACUUUUCUUCCUCUUCUUCUUCUUCUUCUCCUCUCCCAAGCUCUUGAUACCUGCAGAGCGGGCAUUAGCAGCAGUAAUGCGGCGAUCGACUAGCGCGGGAUCCGGGAUUAACGACCCGUGCCCCACGGGGUUGCGAUGGCAGCAGAUUCCAGCGACACACACACACCGUCUCGGCAAUCAUGGAAUGAUGUACCCGUGUUGUUGCGAAGAGUAA
This is a messenger RNA of Notodromas monacha, 2424 nucleotides long. NCBI's taxonomy places the organism in Eukaryota, Metazoa, Arthropoda, Ostracoda, Podocopida, Cyprididae. The record is from the annotation of a GenBank genome assembly.